AUGAAGGCCACUGAUGGGGACACCAACUUGACGUCCCCAGAAAAUAAAAAUGAGGUCAGCGUGGGCAUAGCAUGUCACAUAAAUCAUGAUCGCUUCAAGGACCAAGAAAAGGGCCAAUACUACCAUGUCAUCAACUACAGAAAGCAGGAUUUUGAGAUGCUGAAAGCAGACUGCCUGAAGAAAAAAGUGCUUUUUGAAGAUCCUGUAUUCCCGGCUCUUCCCACUUCGCUGGGCUUCAAGGAUCUGGGCCCCAGUUCUAAAUCAGUGCAGAACAUCUCCUGGAAGCGACCUACUCAAAUCACAAAGGAUCCUCAAUUCAUUGUGGAUGGGUUCACCCCAACAGACAUCUGCCAGGGGAUACUGGGGGACUGCUGGCUUCUGGCUGCCAUCGGCUCCCUUACCACUUAUCCCAGACUGCUGAAACGUGUGGUACCCACGAAACAGAACUUCAAGAAAAACUAUGCUGGCAUCUUCCAUUUUCAGAUUUGGCAAUUUGGACAAUGGCUGGAUGUAGUGGUGGAUGACAAGUUGCCUACAAGGAAUGGCAAAUUGAUGUUCGUGCACUCUGCUGAGCGCAAUGAGUUCUGGAGUGCCCUCCUGGAGAAGGCAUAUGCCAAGCUGAGUGGGUCCUAUGAAGCCCUGGCGGGGGGCAACAUUGUAGAAGGCUUCGAGGACUUCACAGGGGGUGUGACGGAGAGCAUCCAGCUUGUGAGCCUGCCUCAGAACAUGAUGAGGGUCCUCAGGAAGGCCAUAGAGCGUUCAUCUCUCCUGGGCUGCUCCAUCGAAGUCUUCAGCACCAGUGAGUUAGAGACCAUGACAGAGAACAAGCUGGUGAAAGGCCAUGCAUACUCAGUAACAAGCCUGAAGGAUGUCUCCCACAAAGGCAGGAUGACAACCCUGAUUCGGGUGCGGAACCCCUGGGGCCGCCUCGAGUGGAAUGGAGCCUGGAGUGACAAUUCUAAGGAGUGGGAUGAGGUGGACUCCAGCGUCAAGCAGCAGCUUCUGCUCAGCAAAGAAGAUGGAGAGUUCUGGAUGUCCUACCAGGACUUCGUGACCAACUUCACGCUCCUGGAGAUCUGCCACCUGAUGCCCGACCCCAACUGCCGAGAGGAGCUGGGCACCCCUUGGCACAUCACCUUCUUCCAGGGCAGCUGGCGGCGUGGCAGCACCGCUGGUGGUUGUCGGAACCACCAGGACACCUUCUGGACCAACCCGCAGUUCAAGAUCCGACUCCCCGAGAAGGAUGACGACACGGACGAGGCCAUCUGCACCUGCCUGGUGGCCCUCAUGCAGAAGAACUGGCGGCAGGGCCGGCCCCACGGCGCGCAGCUCCACACCAUCGGCUUCGUCAUGUACUCGCUCCCAAAGGAGUUACAGCAGAUAAAGGACGUCCACCUCAAGAGGGAGUUCUUCACGAAGUAUCAUGACCAAGGCUUCUCUGAGAACUACACUAACUCCCGUGAGGUGACAAUGCAUCUGCAGCUGCCUCCCGGAGAGUAUCUCAUCAUCCCCUCCACCUUCGAGCCACACAAAGACGUUGACUUCCUGCUCCGGGUCUUCACGGAGAAGCUCAGCGAAUCCUUCGAACUAGAUGAGGUCAACUAUGCCGAGAUGCUCCACGAGGAGAGAUUCCAUGUCGAAGAAGUGAGUCAGAACUUCCUGACUCUGUUCAACUUGGUGGCCGGAGAGGACAAGGAGAUCAACGUGUUUGAGCUUCAGAGGCUUCUCAACAAGGUGAUCUUGGAAGAAAAAAGCCUCCAGACUAAAGGCUUCACUCUAGAGGUGUGUCGCCGCAUGAUCAACCUCAUGGAUAAAGAUGGCUCUGGAAAGCUGGGACUUCCGGAGUUUCAGGUCCUGUGGAGAAAAAUCGAGAAAUGGAUGAGCAUCUACCUAGAAUCCGAUCAAGACCACUCGGGCACCUUGAACUCCUACGAGUUGCGCUUGGCCAUGGAGAAAGCAGGCAUCAAGGUGAAUAACAAGGUGGCACAGGUGCUGGUGGCCCGAUAUGCCAACGAUAACAUGAUUUUGGACUUCCAAAGUUUCAUCUGCUGCUUCCUGCGGCUGAAGGCCAUGUUCAAGUACUUUUUAGCCUUGGAUCCCAAGAAAACUGGCUCUAUUCACUUGAACCUGAACCAGUGGCUGCAUAUCACCAUGUGGGGAUAAUGCUUCAAGCCUAGGCUCCCAUUACCACCACCCUACACACAGAUG
Molecule: messenger RNA, 2208 nt
Organism: Suncus etruscus (white-toothed pygmy shrew)
Lineage: Eukaryota; Metazoa; Chordata; Mammalia; Eulipotyphla; Soricidae
Gene: CAPN11
Product: calpain 11
Exons: 22
Coding region: 1-2163 (720 amino acids)
Biological process (GO): proteolysis
Cellular component (GO): cytoplasm
Molecular function (GO): calcium ion binding; calcium-dependent cysteine-type endopeptidase activity
Source: RefSeq, a predicted model, not a curated record